UCACUUUGUUUCGAAAUUUCUCGAAUGAAUGUAAAUGGAUUCGAGUGUUUCUUUCCAGUUUUGUGGUUCUAUGAAGUUGAUGAUUGGUUUAUGUGUGUCUUUCAGAGACAAAUGUCUGUGGUGCAAAUUGAGCACGGUGAGACGACGGAGAGAGGGAAACCGAAGGUUGGAGGAUUGAGUGACCCUCGACUUGGAACUAUUGACAGAAAGCUCAAGUGCGAGACUUGCACGGCUAGUAUGGCUGAAUGUCCUGGCCACUUUGGACACUUGGAGCUUGCUAAGCCAAUGUUUCACAUUGGGUUUUUAAAGACAGUGUUGACUAUAAUGCGUUGUGUUUGCUUCAACUGCUCUAAAAUUCUAGCUGACGAGAAUGAUCACAAAUUUAAGCUAGCUUUGAGGAUCAGGAAUCCCAAGAACAGGCUGAAAAAGAUUCUGGAUGCUUGCAAAAACAAAGGCAAGUGUGAAGGGGGAGAUGAAAUUGAUAUUCCUGGACAAGAUACCGAUGAACCAGUUAAAAAGAGUCGCGGUGGCUGUGGUGCUCAGCAACCAAAGAUUACGAUUGAGGGGAUGAAAAUGAUUGCAGAGUACAAAGCUCAAAGGAAAAAAAGUGAUGACCAAGAACAGCUUCCUGAACCUGUAGAGAGGAAACAGACCCUUUCUGCAGAAAGGGUUCUUGGUGUUCUGAAAAGGAUAAGCGACGAGGACUGUCAGUUGUUGGGCUUGAACCCUAAGUAUGCCCGUCCUGACUGGAUGAUUUUACAAGUUCUUCCAAUUCCUCCUCCACCUGUGAGACCUUCUGUGAUGAUGGACACAUCCUCUAGGAGUGAGGAUGAUUUAACUCAUCAGCUGGCUAUGAUCAUCAGGCACAAUGAGAAUCUUAAGAGACAGGAGAGGAACGGAUCUCCUGCACAUAUUAUUUCUGAGUUUGCUCAGUUAUUGCAGUUCCACAUUGCAACAUAUUUUGAUAAUGAGUUGCCUGGACUGCCAAGGGCUACUCAAAGAUCCGGAAGGCCUAUCAAAUCAAUAUGUAGCAGGCUCAAGGCAAAAGAAGGACGGAUUAGAGGUAACUUGAUGGGUAAAAGAGUUGAUUUUUCAGCUCGAACAGUCAUUACACCUGAUCCAACAAUCAACAUUGAUCAAUUGGGAGUGCCGUGGAGUAUUGCUUUGAAUCUAACAUACCCUGAGACCGUGACUCCAUACAACAUUGAAAGGUUGAAGGAACUUGUUGAGUAUGGACCCCAUCCUCCACCUGGAAAAACUGGUGCCAAGUACAUCAUUCGAGAUGAUGGACAAAGGCUCGAUCUCAGAUAUUUAAAGAAAAGUAGUGAUCACCAUUUGGAGCUUGGGUACAAGGUUGAGCGUCAUUUGAAUGAUGGAGACUUUGUUCUCUUCAAUCGACCAGAAAUUCUUUCCUCAAAUCCUUGA
This is a messenger RNA of Vigna umbellata (rice bean), 1425 nucleotides long. Lineage: Eukaryota; Viridiplantae; Streptophyta; Magnoliopsida; Fabales; Fabaceae. The record is from RefSeq and is a predicted model, not a curated record.